AUAUUCACAAAAUUAAAAGUCCUUUCUUCACAAAUACAAUACAGCCUUUUAUUCCUUCCCGUGUUGAAGUUGUCGAGUCCAGCUAGGUUCUUCGUCGGCUAACCAGGGACGUUUUGUGCUUUUCCGUCCAAAUUAACCUGAUUUUUCUCCUCCGAUUCUCCUCUUUGCAGAGCGUCGGUCAGGGACCUACUGAUCACGUUGCUGCGACAAGGAGAUGGCCGGCGAAACAGGGAGCGUCGGUGCGGAGGUGGUACUUCAUAAACCCGCAUUCACCGACGAACAGUGGCAGACUUUUAUCAAACUAAUGGAAAAUUGUAAGGCUACCUCCUCCGGGGAAAAGCUCACAGGACCUAUCUACGAGGAUGCCGAUUGGAGUGGGUGAACGACGAGGGGGGUUUACUUUUUCCGGGGUUUGGAUCAAGCACGAGCGCAUGCAGGGGAGUUCAGAUUCAAGAGAUUUGUGGCACUCAAGGUUGGGGCACCCGUCAAUGAAAGUACUUCGUUUACUUGGUAGUUUAAAUAAGCCGUUGUUGAAUUCUGAUCAAAAUAAAAUUUGUGAUGCCUGUAUGAGAGGCAAACAAACUCGUGAUAGUUUUGAUGUUAGUAAUGCUAGAGCUGUUGAACCGUUUGAAUUAAUUCAUUGUGAUGUUUGGGGUCCUUAUCGUGUUUUGUCU
This is a messenger RNA of Cuscuta epithymum, 674 nucleotides long. NCBI's taxonomy places the organism in Eukaryota, Viridiplantae, Streptophyta, Magnoliopsida, Solanales, Convolvulaceae. The record is from the annotation of a GenBank genome assembly.